This is a messenger RNA of Spodoptera littoralis (African cotton leafworm), 825 nucleotides long. NCBI's taxonomy places the organism in Eukaryota, Metazoa, Arthropoda, Insecta, Lepidoptera, Noctuidae. The record is from the annotation of a GenBank genome assembly.
AUGACUUCUGCACUGUAUUUAGAACAUUAUUUGGACAGUCUGCAGCAUCUGCCGAUAGAAUUGCAGAGAAACUUUAAGUUAAUGCGUGAUCUAGAUGACCGUGCACACGGACUAAUGAGGACGAUCGACCUUAUGGCUGACGAGUUGCUACCACAAAUCCCGAAAAUGGACGAAGAAACCAAGAAAGAAAAGGUAAAUACCAUUCAAGGACUAUUCAAUAAAGCCAAGGAGUACGGAGACGAUAAAGUGCAACUUGCAAUACAGACCUACGAGUUGGUUGAUAAGCACAUACGUCGCCUUGACUCUGACCUCGCACGAUUUGAGUCUGAGAUACAGGAGAAAGUAAUGAGCGCACGUGCCGCACAGCAAGCCGCUGCUGACCAGGAACCCAAUGCUGCCACUGUCAAGAAGGGUAGGAAGAAAAGUAAAAUUAAUGAUAAGAGUGCAUCUACCACUGGCAAGAAGAAACGUGCCGGAGCGUCUAGUGAAGACGACGCCGCCGCUUCAGGCAGGUCGGCAGCGAAGAAAAAAGCGGUACGUAAAGGUGCAGCUGCUACUGCUAAUAAUUCUAAAGAACAGGAGGAGAAUGCUGAUUUAGAUUCUGUAGGAGGAAUGGCUCAUCCCAGUGAUGUGUUGGAUAUGCCUGUGGAUCCAAAUGAGCCUACAUACUGCCUCUGCCAUCAAGUGUCAUAUGGAGAGAUGAUUGGGUGUGACAAUCCUGAUUGCCCUAUAGAAUGGUUCCACUUUGCCUGUGUGGACCUUAAGAUCAAGCCUAAAGGUAAAUGGUACUGCCCUAAGUGUACUCAGGACAGAAAGAAGAAAUGA